UAUUGAAUUUGUUGACAGAAUAAAAUACCUUGGAUUCAUAUUAAAUAGUCCGUUACAUUUAAAUGAUUAUUGAGUAUGGAGGUACUGUAAAACAGAGCUAUGGGAAUUUUUCCAAAUAAACCAUCACUACUAUCAAACCUACCAAUCGGACUUUUACAGACCCACUACACUUCCUAACACUGGCAAGAGCCAUUGCACCACUUUGACAACCAGCUGAUCAUUGUUGAUAUACUUUGACAUGUCUGAUAAUAAUAAUAAUAAUGGUUUUACAAUAAAAUAAUGUGAAAGUAUACCGCAGGCAACUGGGCCAACCUUCACUCCUCCAUAUUUGCAAGUUAUAACAUGGAAAAUGGACACUUAUUCAGACCUAGAAUCCACCUCCUCAAACAUCUCAGACAGCAUACAAUCGAACCUCUCAAGUUUAAGCUGCUACGAACAAGAGUUCCGAGACCUCAAAGCUUUGCUGAAGCCCCCUGGGGGUCAUCACAACAGUCUGUCUUCGUCUGAUCACUUUGAACGGGGCCAAUUGGGGCUACAACAUCAACAAGAGGCUGUAUACGAAUGUCAGGCCUUAAAAGUGAAGUUGCAAGAGUGCCUGGCCGAUAACAAGGUGAAACUUGGGACCAUCGAGGCCCUAAAGGCGAAAAUCUCUUUGCAGCAUGUCGAGGGGCAGAAGUACUUGAAUGAGAGCAAAAGGUUGCAAAAAACUGUUGAUUCUUUAUUAAUAAAAGAGGGGCAACGGGGGAAGUGCCUGGGGUGGUACAGAAAUGAGCUUGAAAAGAGCCGCAAAGCGUAUAAAUCAGUUUUGGACUUAAACGAGGUGCUUAAGGGGGAAAAUUUGAGCUUAAAAGUGGAGCUCAGGGAGUGCCAAAGCAACUUAAAUAUAAAAGAAAUUGAGCAUCUAAAAGAAAUUACUAAUAAACUGGAAGUGCCACAUCAUACUCCAGAAGAAAUAAAUGCUUUAAGACAGAGUUUAUCAGAGAAGGAUGAGCAUAUUCUCAAGUUGACCCAAGAGAACACUCAAAUGCUCUCUCAAAGCAUUUCUUUAGAGCAGCACUUGAGACAAGCUGAACUCCAUAAAGAAAUCCAUGAAAACAUCCUAAAAGAGUUGCAAAAAAGCCAUGAGGCCCUAAAGGCUUCUAACAGGGAGCUCUUAAAUGAAGUUGAGCAGCUUAAAAGUGACAUUCUAGCCAAAGAGGUGGAAUUAAAUACAAGAAAUGGGGAGCAACUGGAGGUGGAGAGGGCAGUGAAGGUUUUGAGGCAGCAACUAUUAGUUUUCAGGGAGAAACAUGAUGAGGUUAAACAUGAGCUAACAAACAAGAACAAGGAACUCCUAAAACUGACCCAACUAAAUGCCAAAAACUAUGAACAAAAAACCCAGACUGAUGAUGAAAAGUUCGAAACAUUCAAGCAGCGAAAAGAGCAUCUGCUGGACCUCGACGAGUUCCAAAGCGAGGUGGACAUCAGGCUGAAAUUCCUGGCCAAUAAACUAGAUAGAAUCGAGAAGAAAUCCGACCAUUUAAAGGGGGUUUUGGUGCCAAAAAUUGAACUAUCAGAAGUGCUUUUGCAAGUAAAAAGGCGGGAGUUUAACGAGAAACGUAAGAAAAUGGACCGGAAUUACUCCCUACUGUUGAGGAAGGUGCGGGAGCACAUGAAGGGCCGCAGUUCGGCCGAAAAACAAUUAAAAACUUCCCAAGAAACUUGCUCGGCUUAUAAAAACCGGAUUUUUGCACUGGAAAAGCAGGUGAUGGAUUUGAGGAAUGAUCGGGAUGUCUUGAGACGAUUGACUAAGGAUCUUAAGGCCCUUUAUCAGGUUCCUUCAAAAAUCCCACUCAAACCAUUCGAAAGUCCCUUAAUAGGCCCCGUAAAGGAAACGUUACAGGGCUGUAUUGAGGGCCUUAGGGCAGACAUUUUAGGCUUAAGACAGAAGGUGUUUGAUAAGUAUGUUUCUUCCUAAAAAGUACUUAAUUUCUUCGUUAAAAUCUGUGAUAUUUAUAUUUGUUUUUUUUAUGUUACUGUAUUUGGUUGUUUAAUAAAGUAUUUAAAUAUU
This is a messenger RNA of Anthonomus grandis grandis, 2050 nucleotides long. RefSeq lists its product as uncharacterized. The record is from RefSeq and is a predicted model, not a curated record. Bases 350 to 1957 code for a protein of 535 amino acids. The transcript is spliced from 4 exons. Lineage: Eukaryota; Metazoa; Arthropoda; Insecta; Coleoptera; Curculionidae.